Chara braunii is the source of this 3874-nucleotide messenger RNA. The record is from the annotation of a GenBank genome assembly. Lineage: Eukaryota; Viridiplantae; Streptophyta; Charophyceae; Charales; Characeae.
GGUCAGAGUCUACGUGGUGAGGGUUGGAACCUCUAAUUCAGUUGUGCACUUUUCACCAUGGUUGAGACCCGUAGUGGGUUAGACACUAGCCCCUACACCAAGGAGCAGCAAGAGAAGGUGGCCGCCUUAGUCAAAGAGAACAGGGAGAGGAAAGAGCGUGAGAAGCAAGCAAAGUUGAAGGCAAUUGCAGACGAACAGGUGGCGAAGAUGAAGGGAAUAGAGGAGGAGAUGGAGAAAAAGAAGAAGGCUGUUGAAGAAGAAGCGGCAGUAGAAGAAGAAAAAGAAAGAAUGAGGAUUGAAAGCAGAGAAGGGAGUAGUGACACGAAGAGGGACACAGACGCUGAGAUUGAGAAGAAGAUCAGCGAGUGGUUGCUAAUUUAUCGUUGGGAGAAGAUGAGGAGGCGGAGUCCCAUGGCGGACCCUAUGGAACGAAGAGGGAGGGAAGACGAGCAGAAGCUACAAUGGAAGUUGAGAAUGAAGAGGGAGAAGAGGAGGAGGCGAGAAGAAGUGAAUAAAAUGACCGCAGCCGUGGCACAGGUGCAGGAAUGCAGAAAGGAAGUAUUGGCCCAGCCUGAUGACAAGGCCAAGUGGGACAAGAUACUGGGUUACCUGGACGUGUUGAGCAAGGCCUGGAUGGAGGAGCGCCAGGCAAGUUGGAGCCAGGAUGUAGCCUUGAGUGCCAUGCGGUCAGCGUUUAAGGAGUUUGCGCGCGAGAUCGUCACCCACAUUGGGGGCGAAGUAAAGCAAUUAAGGGACAACGUAGGGAAGUCCUGUGAAGGCACCAUUGAAGGUGCCAAAGCCAUAGCCGCUGUAGAGGGCGACGCCAAACCUCGCAAGGACCCAGUCAAGCUCAAAUUCCCAGAUGCUUAUGGAGGGAAGAAGGAGGAAAACUUUGACAACUGGGAAGCCAGUGUCAAUAGUUAUAUUUAUCUACAACAUAUCCUGACAGAUGAGAAAGUCCUCGUGGCCUUCCAGGCCCUCAAGGAUGAAGCGGCUAGUUUCGCCAGGUCUCUUGCGCGCGCAGCCGGUUGUGAAAAUAACCUGGUUGCUUACUCUAAAGUUACCCCCCUUCCUCAAUUCCUCAAGCUCCUGAAGGAGCGAUUUGCAGACCCAACGAGAGGCAUUCGUGCCUCUGACAAGCUACAAUCAAUCCACUCACGACAGUGGAGGAGUGCAAGGGCACUCAAGGGAACCAUGGACGACCUGGUGGCCGUCCCAGACCAUGGGGUCACUGAGACCCAGUUGGUCCAGUUAUUCUAUCGUGCCAUACCAGAGGCCCUGCGUGGGCAUUUCUUUGAUAAGUCUCAACAGGCCGGCAUCAUGUGUAGAGUAGGGGCCCUUAUAGAUUCAGGGGCCACCCGCAGUUAUAUUAGCCGUAGGGCGCUGAAGAAGUUGAAGCUAGGACUAAAAGUCCAGAAGUUAGCAGACCCCAUAGUCAGUGUCCUCGCAGACAACCGCACGAUGCGAAUCGAGGACUACGUAGAGGGAGUCCAGGCGUACUUUCGCCUAGAGAAAGAUGGGAAGGUGGAUAAAGUUCUCCAUUCCCUGACUCUCCUCGUACAGGAUGACCUUCCUUUUGAUGUAGUACUGGGAAUGGAUUGGGGAGAGGCAGCAGGGGCCACACUUCAUUUGAGAGAGCAUGAGUGUAGGCUCCCUAACCCGUCAAGCGAGUUUAAGACUGCCCGCCUGUUUCAUGUGUCAGGUGUGGACAACACCUUGGCACAUUGCUGUCUCAGUGCUCCCGUGUUCGCGCGGUUAGUGAAGAAGGAGCGAUUAGAGGAACAGGUCUUCGUAGUUUAUGUCAGACCUAUCACUGAGGCUAAGGAAGAGGUCACUUCCACAGAUCCAACAAUUGCCAAGCUGUUGGAAGAGUUUAAAGAUUUGACUGAGUCGCCGACAGGAGUAGUGUCGCGACCCAUCCAGCACAGGAUAGAGCCUGGCAGUAGAACUCCUAAGGGUGCAGUCUACAGGAUGUCCCCUAGAGAGUUAGAGGAGCUUUGCAAGCAGUUAGACGAGCUCCUCGAAAAAGGUUGGAUCAGGCCCAACUCGUCUCCUUUUGGUGCACCUGUCCUGUUCGUCCCAAAGAAGGAAGGAGAGCUUCGUAUGUGUAUAGACUAUAGGGGUUUGAAUGCGAUUACUGUGAAGACGAUCUUCUUGAUCGGGUGCAGGGUUGUCUUGGAGAAGUUGAGAGAGUCAAACUUCAAGAUCAACGCAAAGAAGUGCGAGUGGGCCAAAACGCAAGUCUUGUACUUGGACCACGUGUUAGAUGGAGACGGCAUUAAGCCAGAGGACAGCAAGAUCGCGGCAAUUAGAGAUUGGCCGACGCCCCGCACAUUGACAGAGUUGCGAUCGUUCCUAGGCCUAGCCAAUUACUAUAGAAAGUUCGUCAGGAACUUUUCUACUAUCGCCGCUCCCUUGCGCAGGUUGCUAAAGAAAGAGGCAAUCUGGCAAUGGGACAAAGACUGUACGUCUGCGCUUAAGAAGUUAAAGCGCGCGUUAAUAGAGUACCCUGUCCUCAAAGUUGCAGAUCCGUCGUUGCCAUUUGUCGUCACCACGGACGCGAGUCAGUAUGGGAUAGGCGCCGUGUUGCAGCAAGAUGACGACAAAGGUUAUAGACCCGUAGAGUUCAUGUCAGCGAGGAUGCCCUUAGAGAAGGUAGCCACCUCGGCGUAUGAAAGGGAACUCUACGCUCUCAGGCAGGCUUUAGAGCACUGGAAGCAUUAUCUGCUUGGGAGGCACUUCAAAGUUCUCGUCUCGUCGGUGACAUCCUUUGAGCUGGGAGGGUUUCUCAGAUUUACGAGUACAUGCGUGAUGUUUUCCGGCCCUCUUCUUCUACAUCGCUUUAUUGAGCAUGCUGGUGGAGCUAAGUACUUCGAGUUUGAAGGCUAUGCACUUGUCUUGGCACUGUUCCUCUCUAAGGUGCUGGAGGCACUGUGCGACCACCAUUUCAAUUUUCACUGUGCUCUUUUAGGAAUGCACGUACGGUCAGCGCUUGCAGCAGUUGUGUAUCAUAAGGGCCUCCGGCUCUCUAAUGUCUCACGUCAGAGCUACACUAUUGGAGAACUUGUAAACUACAUGGCAGUAGAUGCGCAGCGGUUGGCAGACCUAAUGGGACAGCUUCAUGGUCUGUGGAUCCUCCCCUUUCAGAUUGUGAUUGCUGUUUGCAUUCUUUUCAAGGUUGUUGGAAUAUCGAUGCUUGCCGGCAUAGGCGUGAUGAUCACCUUCAUGGCAAUCAAUUUUUUCAUUGCAAGAAGGCAGCGGGCAUUCCAGGUUGGGCUCAUGAUGAGCAAAGACAGCCGCAUGCGAGCCAUGAAUGAGAGUCUUAACAACAUGAAGGUUAUAAAGUUUCAUGCAUGGGAGGAUUUCUUCAGGCAGAAGAUUGAAGACUUGAGAGCAGUAGAGGCAGGCUGGCUUUCGAAGUACUUGUACAUGACAGCCUGGAUCAUCUUCUUGUUUUGGCUAUCACCUUUAGGAACGGCUGUGGCGACCUUUGGUGUGUGCGUGGUCUCAAAAACGCAUCUGUCGACAGCUCGGGCAUUCACAGCCAUUGCAACACUGCGAAUUUUGCAAGAUCCCUUGCGAAGGUUUCCAGAGGUAGGGUAUCUGUGCAAGGUCUCAUUUUAUUCUUUUGGCCAGAGCUUGGAUGCAAUUUACUGUUUCAUGGCAAAUUCAUGCCCAUUCGUGCGAUCCUGGCAUCCCAUCAUGCAUCAGAUGUAAAACCUGUCAACUUCUGCAUCAUGAAUGAUGAUCUCAUUCUUGCCUGGUCGCCUGGAGGUCAUUUGUGGUCUAAUGGCCUCAUGCAAAUUAUGCGCCUGGCUAUAGCACAUCCCUCUGAUGAUCGAGGAGCACUCUGACAUUGGCAAGCUUCGAAGCU